This is a messenger RNA of Manihot esculenta (cassava), 848 nucleotides long. Its product is annotated as 40S ribosomal protein S17-3. Gene Ontology annotation, biological process: translation. Bases 177 to 608 code for a protein of 143 amino acids. Gene Ontology annotation, cellular component: ribosome. The record is from RefSeq and is a predicted model, not a curated record. The transcript has 2 exons. Gene Ontology annotation, molecular function: structural constituent of ribosome. Lineage: Eukaryota; Viridiplantae; Streptophyta; Magnoliopsida; Malpighiales; Euphorbiaceae.
AAUAGUUGUUUACGCAUUGGAUAAUAUCCGUGGUCACUCGAAGAACCCUAAUCAGGCCGCUUGUUAUAUCUUUAGGUGUUGGUUUUGCUUCCACUUACCAACUCCAGCGGCAGCGUCCAUCUCUCUCGUGCCUUAGCUUGCGCUUCUCUUUUUCAAGCAACAGCUUAUUAUUGGAGAUGGGUCGUGUUCGCACUAAGACAGUGAAGAAGUCCUCUCGUCAGGUCAUUGAGAGGUACUACUCUAAAAUGACCUUGGACUUCCACACCAACAAGAAGAUCUUGGAAGAGGUUGCUAUCAUCCCCUCAAAGCGGCUUCGUAACAAGAUUGCUGGAUUUUCUACCCACCUUAUGAAGCGAAUUCAAAAGGGUUCUGUUCGUGGUAUCUCUUUGAAACUGCAAGAGGAAGAGCGUGAACGCCGCAUGGACUUUGUGCCGGAAGAGUCCGCUAUUAAGAUUGAUGAGAUUAAGGUUGAUAAGGAGACAAUUGACAUGCUUGCUGCCCUUGGUAUGUCAGAUAUCCCUGGGCUUGUUGAGUUUGAACCUCAGCCUUUGGUUCCAUCCCAGGUCUUUGGCAGGGGUCCGGCUGGUGCACCUGGAAGGAGGUUCUGAGGUAAUUGAACUUUCCAGGAUGUUCAAGUAUAAGAACUUUUUUAAGUCAUGUUUUAGUAGUUACUUUCUGUGUUUGUCCUUGAAAUUAUCCUAAAUGUAUGAGUGCUUGAUAGUUUAAAAUGGACAUUUUUAGUUGAUAUUGAAAUCAAAGGAUAACGCACUAGUUCAUUUGAUGCAGAUAUCCAAGGCUUUUCUUGCCAAUUUUUCCAUUCUGUCUAAUGUUAUCGACUUCGUUUUUCA